GAAAUUGGGCACAGAAGGGUUUAUGAAGGAGCUGUGUAAUGGGUUUCGGUUGUUGAUGGAUGGAGAGAGAGGUGUGUGAUCACAUUUGAGAGCUUGAAGAAGAACUCGGCGCUGCUAGGGUUGCAGGACAUGAGCGAUGAGGAGGUGGUGUGCAUGUUGAGAGAAGGUGAUUUGGAUGGAGAUGGUGCUUUGAAUGAGAUGGAGUUUUGUACUCUCAUGUUUAGGCUUAGUCCUGCCUUGAUGAUGGAUUCUAAAAAUUUGUUGGUUGAAGCUAUUGUUAAUUUGUAAACCAUAUCCGCUGGUAUUAUGUUAUAUUCUCUCUUCAUUUUCUUUCACUAUUAUCAUUUUUAUAUUUUUUUUUCCUUUUUUAUCCUUUUUUUUUUUUUAUUUCUAUGAACUUAGAUGCUUAAAUCUGAUAAUAGGCUUAGGCCAAACAAUAAAAAUGACUUUUUAAA
Molecule: messenger RNA, 455 nt
Organism: Rubroshorea leprosula
Lineage: Eukaryota; Viridiplantae; Streptophyta; Magnoliopsida; Malvales; Dipterocarpaceae
Source: the annotation of a GenBank genome assembly